Paramecium tetraurelia is the source of this 546-nucleotide messenger RNA. RefSeq lists its product as uncharacterized. NCBI's taxonomy places the organism in Eukaryota, Ciliophora, Oligohymenophorea, Peniculida, Parameciidae. The transcript has 4 exons. The record is from RefSeq and is a predicted model, not a curated record.
AUGUAAUUGGUUGACAAUACAAGUCAAGAGGAUGCCAGAGAAAAGUUUGCUCAGAUUCAUGAAGCUUAUAAUAUUCUGAAACAAAAGAAAUUCUAUGAACAGAUUGACGAAGAGUUUAAGAAGAAUUAUUAUUAGGGCUAAUCGGAGGAGGAGUGUUUUAAGAGGGUCUUCGGAUUUUACUUCUAUGAAAAACCUUAGGAAUAUUACAAACCUGAAAAUGCUCAAAAAAGAGCAGAUUAUUAUGAAUUACUGCGAAAAUUCAAAAACCAAUAAUAAAACACUUAAGAAAUGCAGAACAGUGGCUUUCAUGAUGUUAAAAUUAAUAGAACCUUCAAUUCAGAUUCUAUCUACAGAUACAGUGAUCACACUUUAUUGAAAGUCUUAAUAAUGUUUACUUUGGUUGUUUCAAUAACAAGUGCUUAUGUCUUCUUCUAUAAACGAUAAACUACAUACGCCAAGAACACUAUAACGGACUCGUAAAUUGUGAGAAUGCGAGCUUUGGCUUAAUUAAGAGAACAAAGGUAGGCAAAGGAGAAAUAAGAAUGA